Mercurialis annua (annual mercury) is the source of this 957-nucleotide messenger RNA. Its product is annotated as protein E6. The coding region runs from base 1 to 735 and encodes 244 amino acids. Lineage: Eukaryota; Viridiplantae; Streptophyta; Magnoliopsida; Malpighiales; Euphorbiaceae. The record is from RefSeq and is a predicted model, not a curated record. The transcript is spliced from 2 exons.
AUGUGUUCAGCAAAGAAAACUGAGGUGAUCUCAACCCAACUCAAAUCUUCCCAUUUUCUUGUAAAAAAUGUCUUUUUUUGUUUCUUCAAUUACUUACUAAUAGUGCUCAUAUCCUUAAGCCUAAUUCAAGCUAGAGAAAACAGGUUCUUUAGCAAGUUCACACAUUUUAGCACAACAACAAAAAAUGUUGUUCAAGGAACUUCAUUUUCACCAAUUGAACCACCUGCUCCGUCCCCAGCCGAUGCGCCUGCCACCGUAGAAGCAUCGGCCCCAGCACCCGCACCCGCCACGGCCUCCACGACCGCGGAUGACGGAGUUUUCGAGGAAGAAUUUGAAGGUCGAAAUAAUGAGAAUAAAGAGUAUCAAAGCAGCAACUACAAUGGUUACAAAUUUUCUACUCAAAGUGAAAGUCAUGAGACAGCUAAUUAUAAUCAGAGAAAUUAUAAUGACAACAAUCGUAAUUACUACACUGCGAAUUACGAUAACAAUAAUGGUUACGAGGCGAAUCAACGAUACGGAAUGAGCGAUACGAGAUUUGUGGAGGGUGGUAAGUACUAUUAUGAUAUGAAGAAUGAUAAUAAUUAUUAUUAUCCUGCUAAUGCUCAAGUAAGCACCCAAAAUCAAAUUAAUAAUUAUGAUAAUUCUGAGUACACUGACACAAAUGAGUUCAACACAAUGGAGGAUGAGAAUCAGGAGCUAUAUCAUGAAGCGAACCAAGAAGAAUUCCUGCCUUGAAAUAUUUAUUAAUUAUGAUAAAUUAUGUAUUAGAAAGAUUAAAGAUUAAGAAUAUAUAGAGGAGCCAUAAUUUGAUACUUUUAAGAGUAAUUAAGGCCUAUACUAAUCAAGAAAUAUUAUCUUUUUCAUGUGUGAUUAUUUUCUAGGCUUGAACUUGAAUAUAUAGAAAUGCAAAAUUGUAUUAUGUAUCUUCAAUGGAAUUGAUCCAAUGAGUUUCUCAUA